This is a messenger RNA of Exophiala mesophila, 1986 nucleotides long. RefSeq lists its product as hypothetical. Gene Ontology annotation, cellular component: nucleus; cytoplasm. The record is from RefSeq and is a predicted model, not a curated record. NCBI's taxonomy places the organism in Eukaryota, Fungi, Ascomycota, Eurotiomycetes, Chaetothyriales, Herpotrichiellaceae. Bases 273 to 1289 code for a protein of 338 amino acids. The transcript is spliced from 3 exons.
AUUCGCCCGCCCAUAGGUAUCACGGUCCCUCCGGAUUCCCUCAACUUAUCAUGCAAGUCAUUCGUUCGACAAGUUCAUAACGAAUCUAUCUCACUUGAUUGAUAUACCAUACCUCUCGCUUUAAUUAUUACUUCAGCAAGCCGAACCUCAGUACUCAGGUCUCUUAUCCAACCGUUUUCUGCUUUUGCAGGCCGGCUGUCCAUCUCAACAUCUCCUCCUUCUCCUCCUCCACCUCCACCUUUCGCCUCAACCUCACAUGAUCACACAUCAUCAUGGCUGAUUCUCCUAUCACGAAUGCUCCAGUCGGGUCACAAGAGAAGCCAAUAUUGGACAAGUUGUUACUGAUCCGAGAUAAACUCCUUCUUCUCAAACAAGACAAAAGUACAUACGUUAAAUCCUCCGAUGUCCUCCCUCUCUACGACCAAGUUAUCGAACAGGUGCACAUCCUGAACGAAGUGCGAGGUGAAGAGCACCUGGUUCAAAACCGAGUCGACACCGUCCUCGAUGACUGCCUCCAAUUAAUCUCCCUCUUCUUCAUGGCCGUUGGUCGGAACAAUGAAGCUCCGGCCCUCUAUGCUGUGACCGGCAACAUCAUGCGCCUAUGCCAUCACGUCAAGGAGGCUGCCUUUUACAGCAAAAAAGACUUGACCAGCCUCGAGCAUACCCUCUCCAAAAUGGAAGGAACGCUCGAGAGUGGAAAAGACAAAUAUUCUCCCGCUUUGAUCAAGAGGGUGCACUAUCGCCUGGAAAUUUGCCAGGCCAUGUUGAAAGAGCUGCGCGCCUUUUUGUCGACAUUGUCGCCCGAGAUGGUCCCUGUCUGGGAGAAAUUGGUUUCAAUAUUGCGCGCAAUUGCAGCGCUCAACACGCGGAGCAAGUACUCUUCAAAAGAUCUUCACGAGCUUCGUGACCAACUCCUUCAGAUCCAAUCGACUAUGCAAGACGGGAAACUACCAGAUGAAUCCGGGGAAGUGUCUUCGGGUCAAGACCUCGUGGUUCCUCUACUUGAGAGAUGUCUGAAAUUCACGGAAAUUGUCGAAGAGAGACAUGGCAAGAUCGACGAACGAUUUCAGGAAACAUACGACCAACUGAUUGAGAUCCGGAACCAACUCGACCGACUCACCAUGACCCAAGCAUGGUCCCUUCGAGAAACAGAUUUAUUCAUGUGGCAGAGAAAAUUGGACCGCAUCGAUGAUUCAAGACGAGAUGGCAAUUUCUUUGACGCCGAAGGUCGACCGGCAGAUUUGCACGCCCAGAGGGUAAGAGUCCUUUUAUUACCUGUGGCUGCUUAAAUUCAGAAGCUAACUUCCCAACCUAGACCCUUCUAUACCUCAUCCGGCGAGGCUACGCAUAUAUCUACCAACUCCUCAUCGCAUCAGAACCAGUUUCGGAAGCCCUUCUCCCGAUAUACAACCAAUUACUGACUCUACGACGAUGUUUGGUGGAAGUCAAGAAAGCCGGAGGAGUUUCCAACCCACGAGAAUUAUACCCUUACAGCAUGAAACUGAACUCGAUCGACAAUAUGCGGGUGGAUGGAAAGUUCCAAAUUGGAAAAGAUAUUCCUGAAGGCCAGGGGAGUGUUAAUGAUCUUCUCGCUGAAUGCUACGACCUUGCUUAUGAAUUGAGGACGGAUGCUGAGAACGAGAGUGAUGAUGAGUAGGGGGGGAAGGGACAAGAUGAAUGAAUGUUCUUCAUGACGGUCUGUCUGUCUCUUGGGGAAGAAACCUCUCGCUCCUCUCACUCAUUCUUAAAUGAAUUCAGGGAUGUCAUAUGGCAAGGAGUGUGAAUUGCGGUGCAAUGAAAAUGCAAGAACGACACCAGGGAGAGGAUAUCCAGUUGAACCGAUCCGCUUUAGGCUGGAGCGGACGGGCAGGGCGUAUUUUGUCUUGACUUGAUGUACCUUGACUUGACUACCCAUUGAUUUGGGCUUGUUUUCUGCCUAGGAUGGCCAUGGCUACGGCUAUGGUAUCAAUCGAUCGAUCAAUCGUG